UCUGCUGAGAGCCAUGUUGGAUGUGAAUGAGAGGCAGGGAUGCUGCGCCCGUGACGCUCACGCACCGAGUUCAUCUGAACACCGAGAGUAAAUGCAAGCUUCCCGGGAUUACCGAGAGACCGGGGAGUACGGCGGAAGGAGACGGGCGCGGGCGGCGGUGCUGGCAACCUAGCCAGCCUUGGGAGAGGGAGAGACAGAAAGAGAAAAGCUCUCGACCAGAGAGGAGAGUGAGUGAGUGUAAGAGAGACAGAGAGAGGGGGAGAGAGGGGGAGAGAAAGGAUCUCACCAGACUAAUGGCUGCACUGCUGCUGGGCUCCAGCUCGCUCGCGCCACCGCUGCUGCUCUACCUACUCUUCUGCUCUUUGUUUGCCGUCGUCCCGGGGAGGGAAGCGGGCCUGCGUGCCCCCCAACCCCUCGGUCAUGUCAGCAGAGCCAGUCCUCCCCGGGAAACGGGGAAAUUGAAUUGGGGCGGUCGGGAGAUCCGCCCUGAAUGGAGGUUGCCGUCAUCCAAAUGCCAGAUUAGCGGCCCGUGUUCUCUGUUUCGAGCUCAUGAGAUCUGCCCAGGCUCCUCAUCACUGGAAAAUUGGAAUGCUACCACAUACACUUCAGAACCAAGCCGUCUGAGCGGCGCCGUCCGUCUCCACUUGGGUAGGAGAUGCUGCCACGACGACUGGGGCGUUGCUGCCCCUAUUCCCUUCUUCCCGGUGCCUGAAGGAAAGCUAAUGUGUGUACAAAGGACUCGUGCGCGAUUGUGGUGGACACCUGGUCUACUGGACUGCACAGGAAGGGUCUCGGCGCCGGGGGCAAAAGAAAGCGAGGUGUGUGUGUUGUGGCUCGAUAACCAACAAGGUACAAGACAGCGAAAUGGGCCUCGAUGCCACCUCUUCUUGGCUCGCGCACACAAGGCGAUUGCCGUCCAGGGACCCACUCACCCGUUCUCAAAGGUCUAUUCAAAUUCUAAUGAGGGUAACGAUGUUUUCAACAGCUAUAAAUUGGACAAAGGACCCGAUGGCUUUUUGUUUUUCUGCCACUACCGUGUUAUCGAUUACAGCACAGAGGGACGGACUCGCAUCACCCUUGUGGCCGUGGGGAAUAUGCGUGGCAGCGCAGAGUGCGAAUCCAACCUAAAACACCUUUCAGCGCAGGUUACCGGCAGCAGCAACAACUGUUCCGUAUCCCCCUGGAUUGGUCUCGGCAGUGUCUCGCGCACAGGUUGCUCACAGCGGUCACCAAACGAAUAUAGGCAACGUUCCCGCACCGAUGUCCUGAACCGAUGGGGGCCAGACUUUCAACAUAAAAUACAAGAGAAGAAAAGUGUCCAAGCAUAUCACACAGUGAGUCUGAAUGUAACGCCAUCAGAAAGAAGUUUACAGAGAAAUUCUCUACCAUUCGCGCGUGUUCUUUUCCCAGAAAAUCUUCGGGAAAAGUCUUCAUGGAACGGUUUUCGGGAGUCCCGUCUAGAGGGUCCCGUGGGAUCUGUGUCACCAAGUGAUUCUGACAACCGAAUCUCUCCCGCCGUGAGAAUAAACGGCAGCCACUGCCGUUCGCGGAAAUCAUCUGAUGAGCGCGUCGCCAAUUACCAUAUCACAGCGGAAACGAUUCCAGCUAAAUCAAUCUCAUCGCUGCUUCUUGCGCACCACAAUGACUCACGCACUACAAAUCACGCAGAGUCCCAGCUCCAUAUCUCCACCGUGCUGAACCUCACAACACGGGGAUAUGAGUCACACGCCGCUCGAGCCUCGCCGAGUGUCAGUCCUUGGGGAGCUGAGGAGGCAUCAGCACCACGCGCUCAAUGGACAGCUCCCGAAGUUUACACGCCUCCGAAAACACCGGGCACACUCCCUUCAGAUCACUCCUAUCAUGUUACUAGUGUAUAUUUAAGGAAUACAAACAGCAACAACAACAAUAAUAAUCAUAACAACGACAACAACAACGAGGUCUAUGGAGAUGAAAAUUCAAUUAUUCAGAUGAGUGGCGAGAGUUCUGAUGCCGACUUGACUCGCAAGACGUCUCAACCUGGCACGUGCGCACCCUCCCCUGAGGGACCUGCGCCGUUAGAGGAUGGCGAGUUUGCAACGUCUUCUGACAGUAGCGCCUGUUCUGACAGACUGGAUGCCGACGGGGGAGCCACACGCUCGCAAUUAAAUUCCGGUAAACGGGUGUCAUUAUCCGAGGUAGGUGUCAGUCAGCCAAGGGUGCAGCUGGGGGUUGAGGCCAAGGAGCAGGGGAGGGAGGGAGAGGGAGAGAGAGAGGAGGGGGGCUGGGCCAAGGGUGAUAGACAGGCCACAGAGGAAAUGAGGGAGGAAGACAAGGAGUGGGCCACUGAGGGAGACACAAAGAGAGACAGGGAACGGGCAGCCAUCCUUUCACAAAGAAACAGAGAGAUCGGUCAAGCAGAGAGAGGUAGAGAGGUGGAGGAAGAGAGGGGGGGAAUGGAGAGGGAGAACAAAGAGUGGCAAAGAGCUGAGGACACACAGGAGGAGUGGGAUGAAAUGAGAGACAGCGCAGAGGAAGAGUGGGAGGAGGAGAGUCAGCUGGAGGAUGAGCACAGUCCAGCAGGGACAGAGGUCCAGAGCGAGCAAGAGCAGGACGCAGGGGAGUACGAAGAGCUGCCACAGGUAGGCCGCUCACGCCGCGCGGCUAACCGCAACCCCCACUUCCCCCAGUACAACUACCAGGUGCAGGUGCCCGAGAACCAGCCACCGGGCACCUCGGUGAUGCUCAUGAGUGCGGAUGACCCCGACGGGGGCGAGGCGGGCAGAGUGACCUACAGCAUAGCUCCGCUGAUGAAUAGCCGCUCCAUGGACUACUUCCAUAUCGACCCCGUCACUGGCCUGCUCGCCACCUCACACAUCUUGGACCGUGAGCACAUGGACCUGCACUAUUUCCGCGUGACGGCCACUGACCACGGCUCCCCGCGCCUCUCUGGCACCACCAUGGUGGCCAUCACGGUGGCAGACCGUAAUGACCACCCGCCUGUGUUUGAGCAGACAGAGUACAGGGAGACCAUUAGGGAGAACGUGGAGGAAGGAUACCCGAUCCUGCAGCUGCGUGCGACUGACCUCGACUCCCCCUCGAACGCCAACAUCCGCUAUCGCUUUGUGGGCGAGGGGGCGGCCCUGGCGCGCGUGGCCUUCGAGGUGGACCCCCGCUCGGGCCUCAUCACCACGCGCGGCGUGGUGGACCGCGAGGCUAACGAGCGCUACACGCUCACGGUGGAGGCCAGUGACCAGGGCCGCGAGCCGGCCCCACGCUCGGCCACCGUCAACGUCUACAUCAACGUGCUGGACGAGAACGACAACGUGCCGCAGUUCAGCAAGAAACGCUAUGUGGUGCCCGUGCGCGAGGACGUGCGUCCGCACACCGAGAUCCUGCGCGUGAGCGCCUCGGACGAGGACAAGGACGCCAACGCCGCCGUCCACUACAACAUCAUCAGCGGCAACAGCCGCGGGCAGUUCGCCAUCGACAGCGUGACCGGGGAGGUGCAGGUGGUGGCGGCACUGGACUACGAGGUCGAGCGCGAGUACACGCUGAGAGUGCGCGCUCAGGACAACGGCCGGCCGCCGCUCUCCAACAACACGGGCAUCGUCAGCGUGCAGGUGAUCGACGUCAACGACAACCCGCCCAUCUUCGUGUCCACGCCGUUCCAGGCCACGGUCCUGGAGAGCGCCCCCGUCGGACACUCCAUCCUGCACAUCCAGGCCAUCGACACCGACUCCGGGGACAACGCCCGCCUGGAGUACCGGCUCACGGGCACGGGCAGCGACACGCCCUUCCUCAUCAACCCGGCCACGGGCUGGGUGACGGUCAGCUCCGAGCUGGACCGCGAGUCCGUGGAGCACUACUUCUUCGGCGUGGAGGCCCGCGACUACGGGGCGCCCCCGCUCUCCGCCACGGCCAGCGUGACCAUCACCGUCAUGGACGUCAACGACAACCGGCCGGAGUUCCUGCAGCGCGAGUACCACGUGCGUCUGAACGAGGACGCCGUGGUGAGCACCAGCGUGGUCAGCGUGACGGCCGUGGACCGCGACGUCAACAGCGCGGUCACCUACCAGAUCACCGGCGGCAACACGCGCAACCGCUUCUCCAUCAGCACGGCCGGUGGAGCGGGCCUGGUCACCUUGGCGCUGCCGCUCGACUACAAGCAGGAGCGCCGCUACGUGCUGACCGUUACCGCCUCUGACCGCACCCUCCACGACACCUGCCAGGUGCACGUGAACAUCACCGACGCCAACACUCACCGGCCGGUGUUCCAGAGCGCCCACUACUCGGUCAGCAUCAACGAGGACCGGCCGGCCGGCAGCACUGUGGUGGUCAUCAGUGCCACUGAUGAGGACGUCGGGGAGAACUCACGCAUCACCUACUUCCUGGAGGAUAAUAUCCCACAGUUCCGCAUUGACCCCUCCAGCGGGGCCAUCACUCUGCAGGCAGAGCUGGACUAUGAAGACCAGAUGACCUACACCCUGGCCAUCACUGCCCGAGACAAUGGCAUCCCACAGAAGUCUGACACCACCUAUGUGGAGGUGAACGUAAAUGACGUGAAUGACAACGCCCCGCAGUUCCUGAGCCCUCGUUACCAAGGCGGGGUCAGUGAGGACGCCCCGAGCUUCACCAGCGUCCUGCAGAUCUCCGCCACUGACCGGGACGCGCACGCCAACGGCCGAGUGCAGUACACCUUCCAGAACGGCGAAGACGGCGACGGAGACUUCACCAUCGAGCCCACGUCGGGUAUCGUGCGGACCAUGCGGCGGCUGGACCGCGAGAGCGUGCCCUUCUACGAGCUCACAGCGUACGCAGUGGACCGCGGCGUGCCCCCGCAGCGAACGCCCGUCCACAUCCAGGUCAGCGUGACCGACGUCAACGACAACGCGCCCGUCUUCCCGGCGGACGACUUCGAGGUGCUGGUGAAGGAGAACAGCGCCGUGGGCAGCGUGGUGGCCCAGAUCACUGCCACUGACCCCGACGAGGGCGCCAACGCCCAGAUCAUGUACCAGAUCGUGGAGGGCAACAUUCCCGAGAUCUUCCAGAUGGACAUCUUCUCUGGGGAGCUGACCUCGCUCAUCGACCUGGACUACGAGGUGCGGAACGAGUACGUGAUCGUGGUGCAGGCCACCUCGGCGCCUCUGGUCAGCCGCGCCACCGUCCGCAUCCGCCUGGUCGACCAGAACGACAACAAACCCACGUUGCAGCCCUUUCAGAUCAUCUUCAACAACUUCGUGUCCAACCGCUCCAACACCUUCCCGAGCGGCGUGAUCGGACACGUGCCCGCACACGACCCCGACGUCACCGACCGCCUCUACUACACCUUCGACCGCGGUAACGAGCUGCACCUGCUGCUGCUCAACCACACCAGCGGGGAGCUGCGCCUCAGCCGCAAGCUGGACAACAACCGGCCGCUGGUCGCCCCCAUGCAGAUCACUGUCACCGUGUGUGUGUGUCAGGUGUUGCCGUUUGAUGACAAUGUGUGUCUGCGGGAGCCGUGCCAGAACUACAUGAAGUGUAUCUCGGUGAUGCGCUUCAACAGCUCGGCCCCGUUCGUGGCGUCCCCGUCCACGCUGUUCCGGCCCAUCCACCCAAUCACAGGGCUGCGCUGCCGCUGCCCCGCCGGCUUCACGGGCGACUACUGCGAGACGGAGAUCAACCUGUGCUACUCCAACCCCUGCCUCAACGGGGGCGUCUGCGCACGCAGGGAGGGCGGCUUCACCUGCAUCUGCAGAGAGGACUACACUGGUGAGCGCUGUGAGUGGGACAGGCGUGCAGGGCGCUGUGUGGUGGGGGUGUGCCGUAAUGGCGGGACGUGUCGUGAGCUGAGUGGUGGGGGGUUCCGCUGUGAGUGCCCAGCGGGCGGCUUCGAGAGGCCCUACUGCUCCAUCAGCGCACUCUCCUUCGCCCCCAAAUCCUUCAUCAUGUUCAGGGGCCUGCGCCAGAGGUUCCACCUCACCAUCUCACUCUCGUUUGCCACUCUGGAGAGCAGUGGCCUGCUGUUCUAUAAUGGACGUUUUAAUGAGAAGCACGACUUCCUAGCCCUGGAGAUAAUUGAUGGACAGGUGGUGCUAAAAUACUCCACAGGUGAAUCAUCCACUCAGGUGAGCCCGUUUGUGCCAGGGGGAGUGAGUGAUGGUGACUGGCACACUGUCCACAUCCACUACUAUAACAAGCCCAAGCGUGGUGUGAGUGGUGUGGUGGAGGGUCCGUCUGAUGAGAAGGUGGCGGUGGUGAGUGUAGAUGACUGUGACACGGCGGUGGCUCUGCGCUUUGGCUCCCAGCUCGGCAACUACAGCUGCGCUGCACAAGGCCGACAGAGCAGCUCCAAGAAGUCCCUGGACCUCACUGGACCGCUGUUUCUGGGCGGAGUCCCCAACAUGGCGGACAGCUUCCCCUUAGGAACGAGGGAAUUUAUCGGCUGCAUGAAGGACCUGCACAUUGAUAACAAGCUGCUGGAUCUGGCUGGCUCCAUUGCUAAAAAUAACACACUGCCAGGCUGCAGUGCGAAGCAUCCCUUCUGCAAGUCGAGCCCCUGUCAGAAUGGAGGCACCUGCCGCGUGAGCUGGGAGACCUUCGCCUGUGACUGCCCCCUAGGGUACGGAGGCAAGGACUGCAGCCACGUGAUGCCCCACCCACACCGUUUCCUGGGAAACAGCGCCCUGUGGUGGGACCUGAAGAAUGACGUCACCAUCUCCGCGCCCUGGUACCUGGGACUGGUGUUCCGCACGCGUGCCAAAGAGGGGGUCCUGCUGCAUGCCCAGGCUGAGCAGUACACCAGCCUCAUAUUCCAGCUGAUUGCUGGGCGACUGGUGUUUCUGGUGUCGCGCGGCUCCACCCGUCCCGUGCGUCUGAGUCUGGACGGCGUGCAGGUGUGUGACGGCCGCUGGCAUGACCUGCAGAUGGAACUGAGAGAUGUGCGGAGUGGCCGCGAGACGCGCUACGUCGCCACGCUCCGCCUUGACUUCGGCCUUUACCAGGGGACGGUGAUAGUGGGCAAUGAGAUUCAUAAUCUGAAAGUGAAGCACCUGCAUGUGGGCGGAGUCUUGGGCUCUGGAGAGGUGCAGAGCGGAAUACGAGGCUGCAUUCAGGGAGUGCGCCUGGGUGUGCGUCCAGAUUCCCCGCCUUUGCCUCGGCCGUCACGCGCAGUGAAGGUGGAGGUGGGCUGUAGCGUUGGAAACGCCUGUGCCUCCUCCUGCCCUGCCCACAGCAGCUGCUCUGACCAGUGGGAGAAGCACAGCUGUAUCUGUGAGCCAGGAUUCUAUGGUAAGAGCUGCAUAGAUGCGUGCAAGCUGAACCCAUGUGAGAAUGAAGCUCAGUGCCACAGAAAGCCCAACUCCUCCCAUGGCUACGUGUGUGACUGUGGAGACAACCACUACGGACAAUACUGCCAGCACAGGAUUGAGCAGCAGUGUCCACGGGGCUGGUGGGGGAGUCCUACGUGUGGCCCCUGCCACUGUGACACCAGCAAAGGCUUUGAUCCUGACUGCAACAAGACCAGCGGCCAGUGCCACUGCAAGGAGUUCCAUUUCCGUCGGCGGAGCAGUGACACCUGCUUGCCAUGCGACUGCUACCCAGUGGGCUCCUUCUCGCGCUCAUGUGACCUGGAGAGCGGUCAGUGCCAGUGUCGCUCAGGAGUGAUCGGCCGCCAGUGCAACCUGUGUGACAACCCCUUCGCCGAGGUCACCCAGACGGGCUGUGAAGUGAUAUACGACGGUUGUCCUAAGACCAUUACUCUGGGGAUUUGGUGGCCCAGGACUAAAUUUGGUCUGCCAGCGGUAGUGCCCUGUCCCAGAGGCUCAGUUGGAGCUGCUAUUCGUCACUGUGAUGUGGAGAGAGGCUGGCUCGAACCAGAUCUGUACAACUGUACCUCUCCUCCAUUUGUGGAGCUCAACACUGCACUGGAGGCUGUGGAGCGGAACGAGACUGAGCUCAACACCAUCGUUGAGAAGAAACUGGCACAUCAGCUGCGCGACGUCACCGAGGCCACCACCCGUUUCUAUGGCAACGACCUGCAGAUUGGCGAGCGCCUCUUGUCCCGGCUCCUGACCUUUGAGACGCUCCAGACAGGCUUUGGGCUCACCGCCACUCAGGAUGCACACUUCAAUGAGAAUAUGCUGCGAGGCUGCAGUGCUUUGAUUGGUCCAAGCAGUGCGGGGUUAUGGAGGGGGCAGGGCUUGCAGGCCCAGGGAGCCUCCGUAUUGGCUGAGUUGCUGGACCAGUACGCACGCACGCUCGCCAUGAACAUGAAGCAGACCUAUCUCAACCCUGUGGCUUUGGUGGCCCCCAAUAUAGUGAUGACUCUGGACCGUUUGGAGAAUCACACACAUGUGCGAAGGCGGUUUCCACGGUACCAUAACACUAUGUUCCGUGGCCAGCCGCUCUGGGACCCUCACACACACGUGAUGCUACCCCCAUCUGCCCUGGUACCUCAGCGACACUCCUAUCUUUCUCCGGCUCCGCCUCCUCCCACCGCUGGGAACGCGGUGACCAAUCAGAGCUCUGAGGCGGCCUCUGCACGCCGAUCUGCUACGCUGCCUGAUCCACCAAUCACCAUCGUCAUCCUGCUAAUCUACAGAAGCCUGGGAGCAGCCCUCCCUUCCAAAUACCACACGGACCGCAGAGGCGUCAGGCUACCGCGGCACCCAGUGAUGAACUCUCCAGUGGUGAGUGUGAGUGUGUUCAACAACCAGUCGUUUGUGGAGGGCUCUCUGGAAUCCCCCCUCUUCCUGGAGUUCCGCCUGCUGGAGACGGCCAACCGCAGCAAGCCCCUCUGUGUGCAGUGGAACCAUAGCACCUCCUCAUGCAAUGGAGGCUGUUGGCUGGUGAGGGACUGUAGUGUGGUCUAUAGGAACAUGUCUCAUGUUCGCUGUCAGUGCCAAAGACUGGGGACGUUUGGAGUGCUGAUGGACAGCUCCCAACGAGAGCAGUUGGAGGGUGAUCUGGAAAUGCUUGCGGUGGUGACCUACACAGCCAUCUGCAUGUCCAUGGUGGCGCUGCUGGUGACCGUUAUGGUGUUGUCCUGCUUACGAGGCCUCAAGUCCAACACCCGCAGUAUCCAUGCCAACAUGGCUGCUGCCACACUACUCUCACAACUCACCUAUCUGCUGGGCAUCAACCAGACUGAGCAUCAGUUUUUGUGCACAGUAGUGGCUAUCCUGCUGCAUUACUUCUUCAUGGUGGUGUUCGCCUGGCUGUUUGUGGAGGCUCUGCACGUGUACCGCAUGCAGACAGAGGUCAGGAACAUCAACUACGGCGCCAUGAGGUUCUACUACGCCAUUGGCUGGGGGGUGCCUGCCAUCAUCACAGGUCUGGCUGUGGGACUGGACCCAGAGGGUUACGGGAACCCAGACUUCUGCUGGAUGUCCAUGUAUGACAAACUGAUCUGGAGCUUCGCAGGGCCCAUUGUCAUCGUCAUCCUGCUGAAUGGAGGGCUGUUUGUGAUGGUGGUACGCAUUAUCUGUAAUCCCUCUCAGAAGGAGACCAAGAAGCUGCCCAUCAUUGCCACUAUCCGCAGUGCCUUCCUGUUGCUUCUGCUGUCUGCCUGUACGUGGUUCUUUGGUCUGAUGGCUGUGAACAACAGCAUCCUGGCCUUCCAUUACCUCUUCUGCAUCCUCUGCAGCAUCCAGGGGUUGGCAGUGCUGCUGGUGUUCACUGCGCUGAACUCUGAGGUGCAGGAGGCAUGGCGUCUGGUGUGUCUGGGGAAGAAGGGUCCAAGUGAAGAUCCCCCUCGAGCCGCACAGACAACUGGUCAGACUCCAUUUAACGGCGCCUCCCUGCUGGAACAGAGUGGACUACACCGCAUUACACUGGGGACCUCCACCAUCUCCUCAGUCAGCAGCGCACGAGAGAAUCUUCUGGCACGGCAGACCCUUGAACACACUCUGGGACACACACACACAGGUGCCACAGACCUGGAUGUGGCCAUGUUCCACAGAGAUGGAGGUGAGGACUCGGACUCUGAUUCCGAUCUCUCUCUGGAGGAGGAGCGCAGUCUGUCCAUCCCCUCCUCUGAGAGCGAGGACAACGUGCGUCUCCGCGGUCGCAUCCAGCGCCGCUUCAAGCGCUCCAAUCACAGCGAGAGGCUGCUCACGGAACCGGUCCAGAACGGCACCAAAGACCUGGAUGGGAAUGACCUGAUGUCCUAUUGGCCCGCUCUGGAGGAGUGCGAGGUCCACUCUCUGCAGAAGUGGGGCUCUGAACGUCCCUUGGGGGGGGCUGACUACAACAAGGACGCAGCCAACAACAACCAGCCUGACGCAGCUCUCACCAGUGGAGACGAGAACGGCCUCACACCCUCACAGAGACACCGCAAGGGUAUUCUGAAGAACCGUAUGGGCUGUCCCCCAGCGUUACAGGGCCUGUCGUCCGUCGGCAGGGUCCCGAGUGAGCUGUCCUGGUACCGCACGUCCACUCUGGGCCACCGCGGUGUGCCGGCCGCCUCGUACGGCCGCAUGUGCUCGGGCUCGCUGUCCCAGCCGGCCUCGCGCCACUCAUCGCGGGAGCACCUGGACUCGCUGGCCCGCCGCCAGCGCUCCCGCGACAACCUGGACCUGCUGCCACGGCGACGCGAGCUGGGCGGCUCCCGCGAGCGCCUGGGCCCGACCCACAGCGCGCACGCCUCGCGCGAGGACCUGGCCGGCCCGCCGCUGGACGCCGGCCUGUCCGGCUCGCGCUCGCACCUCGGGGCGCUGACGCGGCGGCAGCUGUCCCGCGAACACCUCGGGGGGGCGCUGAUGAGCAGCCGCUCGCGAGAGCAGCUGGAGACGGCUGGCGGGGGCGUCGCCGGUCCCAACGGAGCCGGACCGUGCCGUGAGUGGCUCCGCACGCUGCCCCCUCGCCAGCCCCCGCCCUCCUCCUCGCCACCGCCGCCAAUCAGCGAGGAGCCGCCCGAGCUCCUCCCCACGCGCCGCGGCCGCCUGGACUCGGCCCCUCCGUGUAGGUACCCUCCGCCCCUGAGCGCGGGACCCGAGGCCAGCAGGCCGCCCUCCAACGAGCACCUGGACAUUCUCUCCUCCAUCCUGGCCUCCUUCAGCUCCUCUGUCCUGGCCCCGCCUGCCGCCAACCCUCAGGCCACUGGCCCCUCCCCCUCCCCGCCCCCCUCUGCCACCUCUCACAGCAUCUCUGAGGUCUCCCCCGACGCCGAAGUCAACAGAAGUGAGGGACAGUCUUGAUGACACCCUCCCCAUCCCACAAUGCUUUGCAGUGCUGAGGGACACAGAUAAGGGACGAUAUUGGUUCAAUGGAGCAGCCCACCUGGCUAGCACCCCUAAAGGACAUCAAAGGACUUGUGACUGAAUUCUACUACGGGAAGGAUCUGGCUGUGGAGUUGGAUGUGGAUGUGGAAUGGCAGGCAUGGAAUACGGAUGCCAGGGCAGAGACAGAAUAGAAUGACACAAGCUGGCAGUCACAUCUGAGCACCGUUACUCAGACUUCAUACCCAAACGCCAGAGAGCAUCAGUGAAAUAUGAAACUGUAAAUAACAUUUUUAUACAUUUUUGUAUCUUUUUCAUCGGAGAUGCUUGGAAAAGAAAUCUCUUGUGAUGUUUUUUGCAGAUUCUUGUCCAGCAAAGUGAUGAGAGACGUGUGAUUUAUCCUGUUUCAGAAAGCCCGACUCAACCUAAACCUGUCCCGAUCCACACUCUUACCGGACAUAUCAUGCACCUCUAGACUGACAAACACACACACACAACACACACACAAACAUACAAAACACAACAGAAGGCUGGCUACGUAUAUAACAGGGACAAGGACUGGUGUGAUUUAUGAGAAUCCUGCCACGGAGAAGUGGUUUGUGGGGCGAGAGGAGCGAUUUCUAUAAAGUGUAAUGGAGGGGUAGGGGUUGGUCAGACCUGUGAUUGUAAAAUGAGAUUAUGAGAAGCCGGUGGCAGUGGUGGGAUGUAGAGGUACCGAGGUCCACUUGGUCCUGAUCCGGGUGGAUGUAUAACGGUGGAGCACAGGAAGAUCGUCUGAUUGCAGUUGUUGUUGCAGUCUUUAGAGCAGGGAAAGCAGUUUAGCGUGCUGCAUAAUCUCCACCUCUCACCACAGCCGGCCAGUCCUCCACAUGAGCGACACAUGAGGCGGCCAGUCCUCCACAUGAGCGACACAUGAGGCGGCCAGUCCUCCACAUGAGCGACACAUGAGGCGGCCAGUCCUCCACAUGAGCGUGGGACAGAGUGGAGGUAGCACGAGAUGUGAAGGGAGAAUAAAUGACCAAGACACACGGACACACACACCGACACACACACACGGACACACACACACGUAUACACACACCGACACACACACACGGAUACACACACCGACACAAACACAGAGCUUCAUGUACUGUCUCAUUUAACGUGACUUGUCAUAUCCACUCAUCUCUUUGCGUGUCAUUCAUUUUGAUUCAUGUGAGUUUUGCCAAAAGAACCUCUCUUCCCAACCUCUCUGCCCUUUGACUGUACCUCAUUUUUUACUGCCGACUGAUUUUGAACAUUUAUUUAUAGUACCUUUAUCUUGUACAGACAUGAGAUUAAUUUAUUUUAUUUAUUUAAUUAUUGAUUCAUAUUUAUUGAGUUUUAAUAUUUAUUGAUGCUUUACAGAUCAUAUCAUGUUGUGUGUAUGGAGGUUGGGUACCAUGUGAAAGAGUGUAUUUGCAGUUGUGGUAAUGUCUUUUUUUUUCCAAAUCGGGGCCGUUCUCCAAGGCAAGGAUUAGGUCUAGUCCCGAAGCGAACAGCAUGUAGAAUGCAGACAUGUUCUUCAGCCCAGGCCUAAGCAUAAUCCUCGUCUGGGAAACCAGCCCAAAGUGAGUGUACGGGGCCAGACUUCCACUGUGUUCCCAAUAUGAGGAGAGAGAGAGAGAUUGAGAGAGAGAGAGAGAGAGAGAGAGAGAGAUGUAGAUAGAGGGGUGCAGGAGGGGAGGAAAGAGGCUGUGUAUCUCUGUUGGUUUUUAAAAGUGUUUUAUUAUGGGAUGGCUGGCAUCCCUUUGACCUGGGGUAAUGAGAGGCAGUCGCCCCUUCAUUGCCAUGGAAACCGUACAAGAGAAAUGUUGGACAUUAAAAAUAAAAAAGGAAAAACAAUUA
Alosa sapidissima (American shad) is the source of this 13046-nucleotide messenger RNA. RefSeq names its product cadherin, EGF LAG seven-pass G-type receptor 3 (gene celsr3). Gene Ontology annotation, cellular component: plasma membrane. Gene Ontology annotation, molecular function: G protein-coupled receptor activity; calcium ion binding. The record is from RefSeq and is a predicted model, not a curated record. Gene Ontology annotation, biological process: cell surface receptor signaling pathway; G protein-coupled receptor signaling pathway; homophilic cell-cell adhesion. NCBI's taxonomy places the organism in Eukaryota, Metazoa, Chordata, Actinopteri, Clupeiformes, Clupeidae.